GUUAAAAUGUUAAAAAAUUAUCUUUCAUUUGAAGGUCUUAUAACGUUGUGGUUUAAUAUAAAUAUGUGCAGGUUUUCAGUUUCUUCAGUUUGUAUCUUUUGUUAGUGCAAUCACAUCAACAACAUGUUCAAAUUCGUCGUCUUUAUUGCGAUUGUCGCUUCAGUGUUUGCUGUGCCAGCUCCUGAACCAAAACCAGCUCCCAAACCUGGUUUAAUUUCAACCUCAUACUCAGCACCAAUCAUUUCAUCUGCUCCGUUGGCUUACAGCGCCCCUCUUACUUACAGUAGCGUUGGUUACUCUGGAUAUUAUCUUCCUUCUGCCUACGCUUCUGGAUACGCUUAUUCACCAUACUCGUCGUACAUUGUUUAAAUAAAACAAAAUGUGAAAAGAUUCAUAAAAUUGAUUUUUAUUUUAUGUACCUGA
Aethina tumida (small hive beetle) is the source of this 423-nucleotide messenger RNA. Its product is annotated as neuropeptide-like 4. The transcript is spliced from 2 exons. The record is from RefSeq and is a predicted model, not a curated record. The coding region runs from base 124 to 369 and encodes 81 amino acids. Lineage: Eukaryota; Metazoa; Arthropoda; Insecta; Coleoptera; Nitidulidae.